CCUGCCUACCUGCCGGGCGCAGGUAGCCCGCGGCGGCGCGUUGUAUGCUGGGGCUCGUAGUUCCCGAGCAGGGAGGGGAAGAGCCGGGCCGGGCCGGGCGGCAUGGACAAGCUGAAGCGGGUGCUGAGCGGCCAGGACACGGACGACCAGAGCGGGCUGGCCGAGGUCAUCGAUGCGACUUCGCUAGGCUGGGGCACCAGGGUGAAAGGCUUCGUUGCUUGCUUUGCGAUAGGAUGCCUGUUCUCUGUCUUGGGCACUUGUCUGUUCUGGAUACCAAAGAAAGGGCUGAUGCUCUUUGCAGUGUUUUAUACGUUGGGGAAUAUCGCAUCUAUUGGAAGCACUCUCUUUCUUAUGGGACCAAUGAAGCAAUUGAAAAGGAUGUUUGAGCCUACCCGUUUGAUUGCUACUAUUGUUAUGCUAUUGUGUCUGGUACUAACACUAUGUUCUGCUUUUUGGUGGCAUAACAAAGGACUCACGCUCAUAUUCUGCAUCUUACAAUAUUUUGCCUUGGCAUGGUACAGCAUUUCCUUCAUACCUUUUGCAAGGGAUGCUGUGAAGAAAUGUGUGUCUGUCUGUCUGUCCUGAGAGGAAUACUGGAUGCUUCACGAAGUUCUAGGAAGCACAGUAGAACUAUGUUAAGAUCACUGUGUAUGUAAUUACCUAAAUCUGUCUUAAACACGUGCCUUUCAGCUUGUUGUUAGAGGCUCCUUGUGAUAAAAGCAGUGUAUGCAAUUGCUUGUUUUUGUAAGCAAUGGUGUCUGUAGGACAGGGCGCUCAUGUGAUGAAGUUCAGUCUGGCAGAAGAACUGGGCAGAGACCCAGAAUUGGUUAUGAUAAUUCUCAUGUAAAAUCAUGUAUUUGUUUCUGCAAAAUGAGCAAAGUAAUGUGUGAACUCUGUAAAAAGGUGACCUUGACUCUGAUGGGACCAUGCCAGUCUAGAGGAUUACUUUUUCUUGAAAAAGAGAUCUCUUUUCUUAUGAAGAACUUUUUUUUUUUUUUAAUAGCCUUAUAUCACUUAAUCAUUGCACUGUUCACAUUGAAUAAUGGAAUAUUGGAGUUUUCUCUCUUUUUGUGCCUCUUGCAAAAAUUUAGGCUUAUGGUAUUUCUAAAAGGUCUAAUUCUAAAUGAAAAUACUGUUUUGGAGUAAGUAUUUAUAAAAUGUUUGAUUCUGUAAUGAAUUAUUUAAUUUUCAGUUUAGACCAAAAGUGUUUCCUUAAAAUAUAUGGAAGGGACAUUAUCAUCUGCAAAAAACUUGUUCCCACAGGAAAAGCACUUUCAAAGUAAGGUUAAUCAAGUUUUUAGUUGCAAGGAACCUGAGUUCUUCUUGACUUGAGAUAAUGGCAAUGCAUACAAGCUAAGAAACAGAAAUAUUUUGAUCGAAGUGAGGUGCUUCUCUUCUCCCCAGCUGUUGCAUAGAAGCAGUGUGAAGCUGAAAGCAUGAUAGGUGAGCUCAAAGAAUUUCUGUAGGUCCUUUCUCAAAGGGCAAACGCUCUUGAUAAGGUGUAAGUGGGUUAGUCUUUAAGCAAGUCUGGGGCAGGGAGAAGACAUUUUCUUCUGAAUUUAUGAAUAAGUUAAAAUUUCAACGUAUCUUUUUGUACAUGAAAUCAAGGUUUCAUUUCUCCUAAAGCACUCUCAUACGCUAGUGAAUUUCUUCCACUUUGUGGAGAAAAUACAACUUUCUAUUGCCUGUUUUAGCAAAGGGAGUGUGCAGCAAUGUAGUUGCCAGCUUCAAACAAAUGCCAAAUGGUCAGUAUCCAAAUUCCAAGGCCACUCUCCAUUCUCUUAAUCUUCUGAGCUAUAUGUAAUCAUUUACUCCCUAACCAUGUCAGUAGUUAGCUGUUUAAUGUCUGAACACAGGUUCCUGCUUCUGCUAGGUGGGAUAUUGUUUAACUGCUUUUGCCUUUCCUAUUACCAAACUGGCUUGCUGGAACUGAUGGCUGUGAAGAUAAUUAUCCAGUGGACUUUAGUAUGAAUUGAAUCCUCUUUCUAGACCUACCUAGUGUUUAGUCAUUUAACUGUACUGCAUUUGCAUAGCAAGCGUGCCCCAGACUUGCAUCACAAAGACUGUAAUGCAGCACAAACCUAGUUCUGUUCAACAAUAAAAUAUAAGCCCACAGUGAAGCCAAAUAAUUCUACAGCUUUCAGAAGGUUACUAGAAGCUGAACUAAUUCUGAACUUUAAACUUAAUUGUCCUUCCGAUAAUUUAUAAAACAUAGUACCACUCCCUGUCAGGAUCCUUUUAAUUUUUAUUUUUUUUUUUUUGAUGGUGAUGUAAAAGAGGAACUCUAGCCAGCUGGAAUCCAGAGAAAGUAAGAGCUACUCUUGCAAGCCAUUGGAACAGAAAAUGCCUUUUUGAAAACAUGACAUUGCUAUGUUGGGAUGGGUCUGUUAUGUGGGAUGGUGUUCCUCAAGUGCUAUUUCCCUGUGCUUUUUUUUUUUUUCCCCCUAGGAUUUAGAAGUUAGCGUUGAAAUCAUUAGGUUGACUAUUACUUGAAAGAAAGAAUUAGUUAAAGGCCCAAGAGAGGCUGGGAAUUCAAGAAUGCGUGUAGAUGUUUUCCCUGACUCUGACUGGAGACAAAUACCUAAUAAGUUAUGUGACCUUUUUUUUCAUUAGUGAGUAGGUUCAAAGCCUAAUUUACAGCUGUCAAAGGACCCUAUGUUAGUGUUUUACUAGGACUUUGAGAAUGUUUACAGAAUUCCUUUGUGUAAGAGCAAUGGAAAUGCAACUCUAAUGCCUUUCACAUUCCAAUAUUUGUUUAGCUUUUAUAUCUAUGGGUGUUCCUGGAAAACUCUACAAGUAUAGCAUACAAUAUCUCGCCUUCCUCUCUCAGGGAAAUUUCUCUUAACUUGGAUAAUCAUUCCAGGGUUAUCAGCAGUCAGCACAAUGGAAUUUGACUCCUCUGUUUCUCUUCCUAAUCUGAAGCAUACAAAAAAAAAAAAAGAAAAAGCCUUUUGCUUACUCCUUAGCAAGCUUUUGCACGAAUGUAGUACCAUGACUCUCUGGCUGUUUCCCUGGAAAAACAUGAGAUUUGGGUAUGCUGCAUAGUGCUUUUUCGAUUUGUUGAGUAGCUAGAUGGAACCUUUUAGCUGACUGUUGUGAGCACAACCACUUGGAAUUAGGAAAUUUAGGCUCUGAAACUUCUUUCGCUACCGAUACACAGUGGGUGAACUUAAAUGCAUUCCCCCUACACUUGCACCUUUUUAAAGCUAUAAUUCCAGCUCCACAGCCUUUGAUUCAAUAAGAGAGAAGAACAAAGCUUUAUUUGACUGCAUAGCACAGUUACGAGGCAUUAAGGAAUAGUGCCCGUAGAGGAAGGGAACACAAAAGGAGAUGGCAAAGAUGUGCACGAUUACCAGACUGCCACUAGGGUUUGUGUUGCCCUUUGGUGUUGCAUUCUGUUCUUAUGAAGGUCAGACAGUAAGAGAGAUUCACCAUAUUCUUGCCAAUAUGUGAAAAAUACUCAGGGUUUGUCGCUUCAUCUACAAGCAGUUUUGAUUUAAAAAUAACUCUUCUCUGUCAGAACAAAAUGUUUUAGAUUCUUACUCACUUAUCAGUAGUUGUAUUCAGGUUAUUGCCAAGUUUAGCAUCAAAAUAUUCUUCUAUCUUGUUAAAAUACUUUAUAUGAUCGAGGGGUAACUUAGUAUAUGAAUGUUGCCUCUUGACCAGUUUCAAACCAAAUUACGUUAUACCAGGGUACCAUUUUUGCCAUUAAAACUUCUUUUUGUUAAGUUUUGAUACCAGCUUUGGUUAUGUGCUUGACGGGAACUGCGAUGGGCAUCUUUAAAGCCCUCUAGCUUUCUAUCUUAAUGUCCUUCAGGGCAGAAAUGUUUGCUGUGUGUGCUCUACUGCAAAGAGACGUCUGUGUUUUAAAUCACAAGGCUCCUUCCUUCACAAAGUCCUUGCUCAGUUGCCUACACCACUUGACUCAAGGCUGACUUUUAUGAUGUUGGAUGCCCAUCUCAGUCGAGUUUGGUGUUUUACCAGAAAGUGCUUUUUUAAAGCUUCGUUGUUGGUCAACUUGCUUAAUCACUUCUCUUUUUUUUUUCCUUUGUAGUACAGAUAAUGGUAGCCAGUCAGCCUUAACAUGAAAUGUGCAUGUCUGGGAUCAGCUGACUUUACAGAUACAGUAGAAAGGGAAAUGGGUGUUGGUGGGUGUCUGUUUCCAUACCACUGAGAUUCUGUACAUGAAAAUGGGAGGGGGUUCAUCAUUUCAGAGUUCUGCUCUGGUUGAUGUGAUGAAGUUCAUUGUGAAUACUGGUGCUAUCUGAAGUGUUUCUACUGUGCUGAUGUGAACAAUGUGAUCUUGUUUAGUAUUUACAGUAAUAAGAUUGCUUGUGAGUUGUUGCAAAGCCCAAGGAAGAGAUUUCUGCACAGAGUUAAAACGACUUAAAGAAAUUGCAUUAAAAAUAGUCUUAGGCUUUGUGUGGAUACUUAAUGUGUAAGUUUGGGAAAUGGGGGACACUGUUAUGAGAUGGCUUCCAGCUAAGGUGCAGGACAGGCCUGAAUCAAUCAUAACUUGUGGGCAGAUUGCUGCUGUGCCUGUAAUGCAUUUGGAGGCUUAGAGCACUGUUGCUUACGUGCGGUCUGAAACUCAUGUUCUGGAAACUGCCUGGUGGAAAAACUUGCACAUUUGAAGGCUGUGUACUAAGAGAUUGAAAAAUCCUGUGAAUUUCUCAAAAUGGUUCUUGCUUUUGGUACUUAAUGAUGUUAAUGAAGGCAAGAUCACUGUUGCUAUUGUUGACUCUCAAAACUGAGGAGGAGGGGGACAUUGGUACACACAUCUGUCUUAACUAUUGAUGUUUACAACCAUAGCAAACGCUGACCAUGUAGGACAGAAAGCACAAUAAUGGUGUAUUUUCUCAAAACUGUAUGACUCACUGUCAUGAGACAACACUCAAUUUUGUAACAACUGUGGAAAAUUGUUUUAUAAAAUAAAAAUGAAACUCAAAUUCUCCACAAUGUUUUAUACUGUUACUGGUCCCAUUUGCUCUUGUGCUUUUUCUAUGUAUUUACACUGUUCGAUUUCUACUUUGGUAAACAUCUUUUUUCUGAACUUUCUCUAUAAUGAAAUUAAGUCCUCACUUUUGAGUAUUGUUUUCCUUAAUAAAGUUGUAAUUGCAUUAAACUUA
Anas platyrhynchos (mallard) is the source of this 5129-nucleotide messenger RNA. It is a transcript of the gene SFT2D2, whose product is annotated as SFT2 domain containing 2. Gene Ontology annotation, biological process: vesicle-mediated transport. Gene Ontology annotation, cellular component: membrane. The record is from RefSeq and is a predicted model, not a curated record. Lineage: Eukaryota; Metazoa; Chordata; Aves; Anseriformes; Anatidae.